Molecule: messenger RNA, 3060 nt
Organism: Puntigrus tetrazona (Sumatra barb)
Lineage: Eukaryota; Metazoa; Chordata; Actinopteri; Cypriniformes; Cyprinidae
Gene: hoxa9a
Product: homeobox A9a
Exons: 2
Coding region: 1501-2256 (251 amino acids)
Biological process (GO): embryonic skeletal system morphogenesis; proximal/distal pattern formation; DNA-templated transcription
Cellular component (GO): nucleus
Molecular function (GO): DNA-binding transcription factor activity, RNA polymerase II-specific; RNA polymerase II cis-regulatory region sequence-specific DNA binding
Source: RefSeq, a predicted model, not a curated record
CUGAGCCGAUGUGCAUUGCACUUUUUUUGUACAUAGGCUAUAUCACCUGAAAAUAAAAACGGUUUAAAAAUGCAUACUGCUAUUUGCUCCUUUUUACUCGGGAUUAGUUUAUUGCAUUAUGCUUUCCUUUCAUUCCUUUUUUAUUAUUAUUUGUUUGCUUGCGUCGGCAGGUUUCAUAUUGUCGUAGGCAUAGGCUAAUAACGUCUUUUAAAUUAUUAUUAUUUUAUUUUUUGGCAAGCAUAAUUUAUAUAAAAACGAUAUAUUAUUGGAAUCCGUUUAUGGUCAUUGGUUUUGCCGAGUAAAACGUACAACAACAGAAUUGGGCCUAUAAUAAUAAGUAUCAAUAAUAAAAAUACUUAUUAGACUAUAUUAUUAAAUUGCUAUGUUCUAUUUCUAAUAGUAGCCUUUUUGUGUUAAUAAAAGCUCAAAAUUAAGUGGCAUUUUUAUCACUUUGAAUGUCAUAUCGAUGUCUUUUCAAAUGAGUAGAUUAAUAUAAUUUUACAAAUGUAAUGUUGCAAUUGCCAAAUAGUAUAUUUCCAUAUGCAUAGUAUUCUUUGCGGAUUUAAUACGGCACAUCUAAGGCUUCUGUUUGGCUGCGACGCAUAUUUUGUAUAUUUUUCUGGACGGAUUUUUCUGAUAUUUGCAAAUAAAGAAGAUUCUGGAAAAUCAAUUCAAAGACUUUAUAUCUAUUAAGAACAUUCUUUCUUUUGCACUUUUAUGCUACUGAUUAUGGUAAUAUGCGAGCAGUAGCUGCUUGCUGCUAACCAUGAAGUGAAAAUUCAGCUGACCAUAGCUUCUCGUGUAAGUCCAGGUCGUCAUGAACACUGUAGCCUAAUGUAACUAUUUUAUCUCAUUGGUUAAAAAUUCAAAACUAAAAACCGCAUUGUUACCAAGUAGAGAACACGCGUUACGUGCAGUAUUAUAAACAGGCCGUUCCUACCAUAGACUAUCUAAUUCCUCUCGGUUUGUUAUAGUGUGUAUAUAUUGUAUAUUAUUGUAGUUACAGAUUGAAUUCAAAUAUUUCUGGUAAUGACUCCGAUCCACGAUGUUUAUCUCCAGAAAGGAUCGAAUGCACUCGAAACAAUCAACUGGAUGGUGCUUUAAAUCUCUGAACAAAUUCAGAGAUCGUAUAUGUAUAUUUAUUUAUUUAUCAUUUUUAGACUUUUACGUUUUGCAAAUAUUUGUUUACUUUUAAAUCGUGGCUCAGCGAUUGUUUUCUGCAGGAGAAGAUUAGAAACAAAGCGAUCUUUUUUAUGCCUACACAAAUUCCAUUGAUUUUUUUUUUUUUUUUUUUUUUAUGUCCAAACGGUCACGUGCGCACCUUUACCCAAUCAACUGGCGGUUUUCUCUCAACUUAUUAGCUGACUGGUGCUUUGUGAGGGGGAAGUUGUGCCCAUUGCCUCUCCGUUUUCACAGAUUGUUAUUUUGUGAGCGUGUUGCCGUAUGUGUGUGUUGGUGUUUUUGUGUGUGUGUGUGUACGAAUGAGAGCGCAUCCUGGCCAUGUCGACAUCCGGAGCUCUGACAGGAUAUUAUGUUGACUCUCUUGUUAUGCCGGACACCGAGGAGGCUCGCUUCUCCUCGGGUUCGGGACUCAUUCAGCACAGGCCCUCCGUUCUACCCACAGACCGCGCAGAGCUCGGUCCCUGCACGUUCCCGGCAAAGCAACCCGUUUAUGGCGGCUCGGGCUGGAGCCACGUCCCAACGCAUUACUCCAGUGGCGUGCCGUCGGUGUAUCAGCCUCACGCGCAACCUCCGGUAGCCGGGGAUUACGUGCAGUCUUGGCUUUUGGACUCUGCGUGUGGGCUGCCGCUCAGCGAGGUACCGAUGAUCCAUCAUCACUAUAACGCCAAACCCGAUAUAAACAGAACGGGUGAUAACUGCACGGAGGCCGGUUCGCACGCGGCGCUCUCGUCCGGAGACUUCUCUAACGGAGGACGUUCUGCCGACACUGAGGCGGUUUCUGGCCGGACUGCUGACAAGGGAGGCGAUGCCGAAGAGAAAGCGGGCGCUGAUCCAGACAACCCCGUGUCCAACUGGCUUCACGCGAGCUCGACGCGUAAAAAACGAUGCCCUUAUACUAAGCACCAGAUCCUCGAGCUGGAGAAAGAGUUUUUAUUUAAUACGUACCUCACGCGCGACCGGCGGUACGAGGUCGCCCGGCUACUGAACCUCACGGAGAGACAGGUCAAAAUUUGGUUCCAAAACCGCAGGAUGAAGAUGAAAAAAUUAAACAAAGACGGAACGAAGGACGACUAAGAACGAAGCACGUCGUGUAGGUGAGGGGUGUGAGGAAAUCCAUCCUUUUGCUCAAAUCACGUCGUGGGAUUUUUGUGUUAUUCAAACAUUUUCUUAAAGCAUGCUGGGAUCCAAUACAUUGAUUUAUUGGAUUAGGCAAUUUUUUUUUCAUAAGUGGUUCCAUUUUAAUAAAAACGGCACAAAUCUAUUUUUCAGAUGUAUGUUUAAAUAGUCGCUGACACAGUAUUCUUUAAAAGUCUGUAUUGCAUUUGGACCAAAUUAAUUAGUAAUGAAUGACCAUGUCUGAUAUGUAUCCUGUUCCUCGUCAAUUGUAUUUACUAGGCCUGUACCAGUGUUUAUGUCGGGCCGAAAAUUAACAUUUUCUUAUGUUCUGUAGCGUUUUCUAAAUUAUCUCUAGAAAAAAAUGAGCCCAUGUUUAAGUUAAUACACUUGAGUAGCCUACAUGAGAUCAUGUACUCCUAGAAAUGACUUACUUUCGUAUGUGUCCUUAGCAAAUUGUUUUGUAUUGACAAUUGUGAUAUCACAACUACCUAAUCACCGCUACCUACCUGUUUGUUUUGAACUGACCAAAAUCUUCACGCCGUAUCCGCCGGAUUUGGGUGAAGUCCGCAAACUUCAGGGAACACGUAAAAAAAAAAAUACUGAGAUGUAGAAAAGCACUGUAGGCAACAUUUCAAAUACCUCAUGGUCUGUUGGCCGUCACACAUUGUUAGUUUACUUAGUUUUUUUUGUUUUGUUUACUUGCAUUUCUCAGAUGUAACUUGUGAUUUUAUUUAUUGAAUAAAAACAUUUCAUAUCUCCGAA